AUGGAGUGUCCUACGAGAUCUUCUUCGGCCGCGUUGGUCUCCCUCCUCCUUUUCUUCGUCGGCGCGUUUGUCUUUACGCGCCUCCUCCUCAACUCCUCUACACAUACUCUAGUAGGUAAAUCGGCCCAGGAUGCAAUAGUAACUAUUGACGCAUCCCAGUUACACCCUCAACAAACCCCUGUUCUUCCCAAGACACCCCCAAACACACUCAAAAUCCCACUUGAUUGCCCUGCCUACAACCUCACCGGAACCUGCCCCUCAAACUACCCCACCACCUCCUCCCCAGACCAAGAUCACAACCGUCCAUCUCAGCCCACGUGUCCUGAUUUCUUCCGUUGGAUACACGAGGACCUAAAGCCGUGGGCCUACACGGGGAUCACAAGGGACACGUUUGAGGCGGCGAACCGUACGGCGGCGUUUAAGCUGGUGAUCGUAAACGGCAAGGCGUACUAUCAGAAAUACGUCAAGGCGUUUCAGAGCAGAGACACUUUUACGCUGUGGGGGAUCUUGCAAUUACUGCGUAGGUACCCAGGGAAAGUGCCUGAUUUGGAGCUCAUGUUUGACUGCGUCGACUGGCCGGUGAUCUUGUCAAGCUCAUUUACCGGGCCUAAUUCUACUGCACCACCACCAUUAUUUCGUUACUGUGGGGAUAACAACACACUGGAUAUAGUCUUCCCUGAUUGGUCCUUUUGGGGAUGGCCUGAAACUAAUAUAGCUCCAUGGGAGAACUUGUUGGAGCAGCUAGUGGAAGGUAACAGGAGAAGCAGAUGGGUGGACAGAGAGCCUUAUGCUUAUUGGAAGGGGAAUCCGAAGGUCGCUGAAACAAGGCAAGACCUCCUAAAGUGUAAUGUUUCCGAGGAACAUGAGUGGAAUGCUCGCGUUUAUGCUCAGAAUUGGACUCUAGAAGAAAAGGCUGGUUUCAAGAAAUCGGAUUUGGCCAGCCAAUGCGUUCAUAGGUAUAAGAUAUAUAUAGAAGGGUCUGCUUGGUCUGUGAGUAACAAGUACAUUCUUGCUUGUGAUUCGGUUACCUUACUAGUAAGGCCCCGAUACAACGACUUCUUCAUGAGAGGUUUGAUGCCGGUGCACCACUACUGGCCCGUCAGGGAUGAUGACAAGUGCAGGUCUAUCAAGUAUGCUGUAGAUUGGGGAAACAGCCACCAGAAAAAGGCACAAGCUAUAGGAAAGGCUGCAAGUAACUAUAUCAAAGAGGAUCUGAAGAUGGACUAUGUGUAUGACUACAUGUUUCAUCUUUUGAGUGAAUACGCAAAGCUCUUGCGAUUCAAGCCCACCGUACCUCCAGAAGCUAUCGAACUCUGCUCAGAGACAAUGGCGUGCCAAGCAGAAGGACUAGAGAAGAAGUUUAUGAUGGAAUCCAUGGUGAAGGGUCCUGCAGUCACUAGCCCAUGUACCAUGCCUCCUCCAUAUGACCCUGCAUCUCUUUUUUCAGUACUUAGGAGACGAUCAAAUAUAAUUAAACGGGUAGAAACACUGGAGAAGAAUUACUGGGAACAUCAAAAUAAGCAAUAA
Messenger RNA from Fragaria vesca subsp. vesca, 1527 nucleotides. Its product is annotated as O-glucosyltransferase rumi homolog. The transcript has 6 exons. Lineage: Eukaryota; Viridiplantae; Streptophyta; Magnoliopsida; Rosales; Rosaceae. Bases 1 to 1527 code for a protein of 508 amino acids. The record is from RefSeq and is a predicted model, not a curated record.